CGCUCUCAGUUUUGUUGUUGUGUUGCUAACUUCCGCCUGCUCGCACGUUAGCUCCAGCUGCAGCUGAAACCUUUUUAUUAUUGUUAUUGGCACUUACAUUGUGUUAUCACUGGAUACUCCAUAAUCUGGAAUCAGUGCAACAAUGUCGCUGUAUGAUGACCUCGGUGUGGGUGCCAGCGACACCAAGACUGAAGGCUGGUCCAAGAACUUCAAGCUGCUGCAGUCCCAGCUGAAGGUGAAGAAAGCUGCUCUGACCCAGGCCAAGACCCAGCGGAUGAAGCAGACCACUGUCUUGGCUCCAGUCAUCGAUCUAAAAAGAGGAGGCUCCAGCGAUGACAGACAGAUCUCAGACACUCCUCCGCAUGCUGCAGCUGGACUCAAGGAUUCAGUGCCAAGUGGUUUCUCCUCCAGCGAUGUGCUAAUCCCGUUGGCGGACGAGUAUGAUCCAAUGUUUCCCAACGACUAUGAGAAAGUUGUGAAACGGCACCGGGAGGAACGACAGCGACAGAGGGAGCAGGAGCGACAGAAGGAGAUAGAGGAGAGGGAAAAGAAGAGGAAAGACAGGCAUGACACUGGAGCUCCAAGUGGUUUCUCUCGUUUCCCAGCAGCAGAGGGCGAUUCUGAUGAGGACGAUGAAUACGAGAAAGAGCGACGGAAAAGAAGUAUAGGUGGAGCAGCAAUCGCCCCUCCGUCUUCACUUGUUGACAGGGAUGGCCCAUCUUUGUACUCGUAUGAGGAUGAAGGACGUCCUGCCAGAGGCUCAAAGGCUGCCAUCCCUCCACCGAUGUACGAGGACUCAGACCGGCCUCGCUCGCCACCCGGACCAACCAGCUCCUUCCUGGCUAACAUGGGAGGUACGGUGGCCCAUAAGAUCAUGCAGAAGUAUGGCUUCAAAGAAGGCCAGGGUCUGGGGAAGCACGAGCAGGGCCUCAGCACGGCGCUGUCUGUGGAGAAGACGAGCAAGAGAGGCGGGAAGAUCAUCAUAGGUGACGCUGCAGAAAAGCCAGGUUCCAGCCAGUCAGGUGUUGCUGAGGCUUCAGGCGGAGGCUUUUCAGCAGCAGAUUCCUGUAAGAAGUCAGAGGCCAACCCACUCACAGAGAUCCUCAAGAACCCGACUAAAGUGGUCCUGCUCAGGAACAUGGUGGGCCCAGGAGAGGUGGACGAAGACCUGGAGGGAGAAACGAAAGAAGAGUGUGAGAAAUACGGCAAAGUGACCAGAUGUGUCAUUUUUGAGAUUGCCGAAGUGAUGGAUGAUGAAGCCGUGCGGAUAUUUCUGGAGUUUGAGAGGGUGGAGUCUGCCAUCAAAGCCGUGGUGGAUCUGAACGGACGAUAUUUCGGGGGUCGAGUCGUCAAGGCCUGCUUCUACAACCUAGACAAGUUUCGUGUUUUGAACCUGGGCGAGCAGGUGUGAUGUCAAUCCCUCUGAACUCACAUCAUCAUCACCCCCUCACUUGUACAUAUUACACCCUUUUUUUUAUAUUUCCUGAACAGCUGUGAAGAGUCUGUGGGUAGUGAUGAGGCAUCUUGCAGAUUAUUGAGGCAUUUGUUUCCUGUCAUACCUUUGUGUAAAGCCAAAAUAAAGGUUACAAACUAUA
Molecule: messenger RNA, 1595 nt
Organism: Labrus mixtus (cuckoo wrasse)
Lineage: Eukaryota; Metazoa; Chordata; Actinopteri; Labriformes; Labridae
Gene: rbm17
Product: RNA binding motif protein 17
Exons: 13
Coding region: 143-1411 (422 amino acids)
Biological process (GO): alternative mRNA splicing, via spliceosome; mRNA cis splicing, via spliceosome
Cellular component (GO): precatalytic spliceosome
Molecular function (GO): RNA binding
Source: RefSeq, a predicted model, not a curated record